AUGGCUGCCUCAACGUGGCUUUUGAGAAGAGCGCUUGUUGGGUCCCGUGGUGUAUCAUAUCACAUAAAAAAGCUACCUAACACUUUAAAGGCAUUGAGAGUAAGUUUUCCAUGCGAUUUACUGUUAUGGGUGCCAAAACACCUGUUGAAACUUCACAAAUACUCUUUUUGAACUUUUUGUACGCCUUUCAGUUGUGUUCGUCUAGCUCCAGUGCAGGAAGACCCCAACAUGAAUACCAAGACAAGCCAAGAUUUCCAGGCGCUUUGAACUCAUAUUACACAGAAAAAUUGGAAUUUGAUGAUCCAGACGAUGGAGAAGCCAUCCCAGUCUAUCGAGUCAUGGAUCGAAAUGGAAAAGUCUUUAACGAAGCCCAUGAUCCCAAGGUGUGCUGCUGGUUUUUUUACCUCCCUUUUCUUUGAUUUUUUUUCCAGGGAGAUCGAGAAGUUGUUGCGUCGUCAUUCCCCCAGACAUUUAGACAAGCUUUUCUCUUUUUUUGCCUCUCCCGAAAUGACAGAUUCUUGAGAUUCCAGGGAGAAGAGUUUUCUUAUUGUUGUAUUAAUCGACGUGUUCCCUUGACAUUGCCUUGGGGGUGUGUUGGGGGCUGGGUCAUACGGGAGUUGUUUCCCCUUUUCCAUUUCCCUUGCGUUGUUCCCUUUUUUUUUCAAAUAAGUUUUGGUUCUGAAAUUUCUAAAAAUUAGUGUAAAAUUACUGAUAACAUUGUUACCUGUUUUUCUUAGAUGAUGGUUUUGAAUGUUUGUAGAAAUUUGCUUUGAAGUAGUGAUAUGACAUUCUUCCAUUACAUGUUUCUUUCCUUCACACUUUUUUUUUCACAAUGAGUUCCAUACAGACCAUCUCUUUAUUUCUUAGCCACUGUAGAAUACUGAGUCAAAUGAAUUUUUUUCAGGCAGCCAAAAAAAUAUUUUGGGAAAAUGACCAUGGUAAUAAUAUACCUCUUAUUAUUCAGCUGAGGCAUUUUGUUUUUGUUGUAGCUUGACAAAGAAACAAUAAAAAACAUGUACAAGCAGAUGACUCUGUUGAAUACCAUGGACCGUAUCCUCUACGAGUCACAAAGACAGGUUAUAUGAGUGAAGAGAUAUAUAAUCAGAGGGAUGUUGUGUCCAUGUAGUUAGCCUGCUUCAUGACCCUGCAUUGAAAGAUGUGUACUGAGUUCAAGAGCCAGCUGGGAACAUGAGUCAAAUCUUUGUACUCUGCCCACCUGGGAGUUCAGACCUAAUACUCCAAAGCUUAUAUUCCAACAGUAUUUGCUUAUGUUUAACUAUUUGCUAGUUUAUUGCUUAUAACUCAUUUUUCCCUUCAGUUGUGCUGUGAUAUAAACUUUUAAAUCCCUUUAUACCUUACUCCUUAAAAGUCAUUUGGUUUGCAAGUGGAAUUUUGUAUUCAUUGAGAGAAAUGAACUGAUUCUAUACAAGGCUGUUUGGGCACUUCAUUAUAGUAGAAAGUAGAGUGAAGAACUGUUGAUGAUUGUUCUAUGAUAUGUGGACAGUUCUUUGGAGAGGCUCCAUGUAUACUGCAAAAAUAAACAGCUGUUUGCAUAAAAGUUGUCAGAAAAAGGACAAAUUACAAACAACAAUUGUGGAAGGUAAUCUAGUUAUCUGGAAAUCAAUGAAUUUUAAUAAGUGGAACAAAUAAAUAUGGAGAAAAAUAAAAAUGAACAGGGUAUGAAUACCAACAUGCAUGUGAAUACGACAGGGACAAAAAAUGGAAUAUUACAUCGUAAACAUUUUUUUUCAGGUCACUUUGAAUUCGCUCUUGUUGAGUUUACAUCAUUUUUGUCCUUCAUUAGGGUUAGUCUUUCAUCAAGUUCAGAAUUAAAAUCCAGUGUUGCAAACAAAAUAAAUUCAUCAAACCCGCUAAGCCAAGGCCUCACCCUUACAGUGAUGUUUUCUCAGAUUUCUCUGAAAUCCUGAGGUCAAGAACUGUGACCUGAAAACUACCCACACUUCCUUAUGGGGUUGUCCCAAGCACUUUUGUUUUUCUGACAACCUCUUUGCAAACAGCUGUAUCUAACUUUUAGUAAUCAUGAAGAAUAGACUCCCUUUCUGACUUCUUUAGGGAAGGAUAUCAUUUUACAUGACAAACUAUGGUGAAGAAGCCACUCACUUUGGAAGUGCUGCAGCUCUUCUGCCUGAAGAUAUGGUGCUUGGUCAGUACCGUGAAGCUGGUGUCUUAAUGUGGAGAGGUUUCACUUUAGAUGACUUCAUGAAUCAAUGUUAUGCCAAUCAGCAUGACUUUGGGAAGGGUAGACAGAUGCCUGUUCAUUAUGGCUCAAAGAACCUUAACUUUAUCACAAUUUCAUCCCCUCUGGCAACUCAGAUGCCUCAAGGUGAGUUUUUAGUAAACCUUUUUACUCUUGUGCCUAUACACCUUAACAUCAGUAUCCUCAUUCUCUAUACUUUUCUCUAUACAUUUCCUUUGAUACUGACAAGGAGAAUUCAUUUAACAAUCAAAACUUCUGAGGUUGGUGAUCAUUUCCUUUAUUCUCACAGUCUUAAUGAGUAAUUCAGCAGUAUUAUUGUAAGGAGAAAUUAGAUACUGAUCACUCUCAAGGUUUAGAGGGUUAACAAGGCUAUGCUUUUGUAGAAAGCGGAUACUGCAGCAGUGACUUUUUUCUUUAGACAACUUGUUUGCUGGGCUCCUUAUUGAUUUAGGCACUGAAUCACCUCUGAGAGAGCACAAAAUUUCCAAAGAAAAUUAAUAAUGAUGAAUUCUGUUUUUCUCAUUACUCCUGAGAAUUGCUGAUGAUUUAAGAAUUGGUUUACACAUCGGCUUGCUUUUAUCAGGGUAAGAAGUAUUCUCAAAGAGUAGGGAGCAUGAAUGUUGAUUGUAAAAAUGCAUGAGAUGCAGCCUAGGGCAACUCUGCCUUUUUAACCCUUUAACUCCGAAGAUCUCAUUAGUAAUUCUCCUUACUGUUUCCCAUACAGUUCUUGUGAUGUUAGUUUGGAGAAUUUGGUAUUGGAUCAACUUAUAAUCCCCUAACUUUUAUUUUUCUUUAUUCUCAUCUCUUGCCUGCUUGAUAAUGUAUUGAUAUUUUAAGGAGAAAUUCUGUCUUGGUCACUCAUGGGAGUUAAAGGGUUGAGGGCCCUCCAAACCUACCAAAGGCUUUAUAUCUGGAUAAACAAUGUAAUGUAAUGUAGUACUGGUACUGAGUGAUAGUUCAAAACCUAUUUUCAGCAUCUGGAUAUGCAUAUGCUGUAAAGCGAGCAGGCACUGGAAAUUGUGUCAUCUGCUACUUUGGUGAAGGAGCAGCAAGUGAAGGAGAUGCCCAUGCUGCCUUUAACUUUGCUGCAACUCUUGAAGCUCCUGUCAUUUUCUUCUGGUAAAAAUAAAAAUUAGAGACCUCUAAAUUUUUUUUUUGUUUAGCUGAUUAGCUCCCUGACAUGUAGUUCUCCCUCCUAAAUGCAUUAUUGUUUCUUUGUGUCCAGAUCUAUAAGCAUUUUUUCACAAAUGCUGGAACCUGGUUGGUUAUGCUUGCCUAGCUAGUUACUAUCUAUUCCACAAUAGAUUGUAUGUAAAGUUAGAAGCCUGAUGAUUGGCAGUUUAAAACUAAAGUAAAUUAUAUGAAAAAAAAAAGUUGGCUGUCUUGUUGUUAAGUUUAAUUGAUAUGGGUGUCGAUCAUCCUCAUUAGUUAUCAUCUGUGAUAGAAAUCAAGAGUGAAUGAUCUAAUUGUUAAUUAUGCUGGUCGAGAGAAUUUGUUCAGAUUUUCUAUUCUUGUUACCUACUGCUGAAAAAUCUUUGGCAUUUUUGGGGAGAAUUUAAAGGUUUAUCAUUUCUGAGAGUUAAAGGAUUAAGAGAACAUGAAACUCUGUACAUCUUCACUAAAUCAUUUGAUUUGGCAUAAAUUUGUAAAUUCAUUAUUGACUCUUAGUGUGAAUGUAUUUAUGUUUUUGUAUUGUUUCCCCUUCUUGAGUUAUUGUGAUGAUGAUUUAUGUAUGUUUUUGUGUGUAGAGUAUCAGAAUGUCAGACCUUUUGAUAUCUUUUGCCAACAGCCGCAACAAUGGUUAUGCCAUAUCUACUCCAACAGGUGACCAGUACAGAGGGGAUGGAAUUGGUAAUUGUUAUCAUUUCUCUGUUUUUUGUAAUGUACUUUGUUUUAUGUCUCCUCUCUUGUCAUAUCAACCCUUCAAAAUCUCAGCUAUGUCAAAUAGCUGUUCUAUUUAACAUGCCACUUUUAGUGGGCAAUAUUAAGGAGUGGGUGCUUAAAGACCUGAACUGACUUUUGAUGUACCUUCAACUUCUCCUUAUGUUUCACAAAGGAAUGAGAGACAAUUUAAUGGGAGAAUCCAUAAGUUUAUCAGAAGUAACUUCCAUGCAUCCCUUCAAACAGAAAAUUAACCUAAGCAAUACAACAUGAAAAAAAUUCUGGCUUCAAUGUUCCUCCCAGAUGUUAGUUGGGAACUACCCAUGGUGGAUCUAGGGGAGGGGCCUGGGGGGCCCAGGCCCCCCUCUUAUUUUGGUAAAAAAAAAUAAGAAUUGCAGAAGGAAGAAAAGACAGCAGGGCAAGUGACAAAAAAACCAGCAAACCCCCCCUUAACUCAAGGUUUGGAUCCACCACUGACUGCUAACAACUGAACUAUGAAGCUACACAUUAGUAGUGAGGCAAUGUUAGUUUGAUGAUUAAAAUUCACCACAGGCUGCUUGAAGCAACAUGUGAAUACUAAUUGCCCACACGUGCCAGUGUGAUAUUGACAUCAAAUGGUAAUUUAAUUAUAAUAAAUAAAUGCUUCUCACUAAAUUUUCUUUUUCUACUCACCCAUAAUUUCAUGUGUUUAGCUGGACGUGGCAGGGGUUAUGGAAUGAAGGCAAUUCGUGUGGAUGGAAAUGAUGUCUUUGCUGUGUACAAUGUCACUAAAGCAGCUCGGAAAAUUGCAGUCGAACAGUCACAACCAAUCAUGGUGGAAGCCAUGACUUACAGGUUAGAUAGAGUAACAGUCUCUGCAGCCCCUCAAAAUUAGAGAAAAGUAAAAAACAAGUUUUCAAUUUUCCUUUACAGAAGGAAACACAAAGUGGCACAUUCACAUUUUUUAACUCUUCUGAAAUAAUGGUUCCAACUUUACCACUACCUGCAGUGAAUAGAAUUAUGAAGAGUUUAAAUGUGGUAAUUCUCCGCCCUGUCUUUCAUACAUUUCUUAGGAUGUUAGUCAAGAAUUUGGUGUUGGAUCAACUUAUAAUCCCUUAAGAAACAUUUUUCAUUUUUUUGUGUUCUUAUUGUUUGUCUGCUUGAUGUUGCAUUGACAUUUUAAGGAGAAAUUCUGUCCUGGUCACUUAUCAGGGUUCACCAUCUCUUAAAAUCUUAGGUUUAGAGGUAAGAAGCACAGGUCAAAAUAAGCACUUUUGAGAGAGGGCACACAAAUCCUUUAGCGAUGCAAAAAGAACUAUUUAACCUAUCAUUAUUCACCUUCCCUUCGUGAUGAGUAUAACAACAUAAUUGCUCUUUGGCGACACUGAUUCUUUUCUUCUUAUUUCCCAGAAUUGGUCAUCACAGCACUAGUGAUGAUUCCUCUGUGUACCGCUCUCUAAAAGAAGUCAAUUAUUGGGACAAGGAGGACCAUCCCAUUGGAAGGCUGAGGUAUGUUUAAAUCAGAAUAGCAAAUAACUUGUGAUCUUUUUAGCUUGUUUCUUAGAUCCCAAAUCUGUAUGGUAACAGGUUGUACUCGAUAAAAGGCCAAUAUCGCUCAAAUGCAAGAGAUGGAGAAAAUAUUAGCAAUAAACUAAGCCUCUCAGUUUCUGGAGAUCCCCUUGCCAUCUAUUAACCCUUUAACUCCCAAGAUCUGAUUCUCAAUUCUCUCCUCUAGCUGCUACAUAUUUCCUUGUAAAUAAGUUAUGAGAAUUUGGUGUCAGAUUAAGAUAACAACUCCUACCUGGUACAUUUGAGUAUUUUCAUUACCUGUUUGCUGGAUAGGGCAUAGAUAUUAUAGGGAGAAGUUACUUGUUAAUCGCUUCUGGGAGUUAAAGGGUUAAAAUAUUGUUUUUAACAAUUAUUGUAAAGUUACUCAUUUGGUGGAGUAAACCAUCUUUCUUUUUAUGAAUAGUGAAUGGGGCAUUUAUUUGAGGGUUAUAAUAAAAAAAAUAACAAGACAAACAACUAGUUUGUUACACCAUCCUUGACAUUUAUAUCUGCAAGAAAAGGAGACAUUGGAGCUUUGGAGUAAAUAUUGAUCAUACCUCCAUUAAUUAGAGUUAUAGAAAAAAGAGACCACAUAAUUUUGCCCCUGUUGGCCUCUACUUAGUAAAUUACAUUACAUACCUGUUUUUAAGGCUUAAGUGGGUUAGUUUUCACAGAAACUGUGGUGCUGUGCCAGUGGCGGGUAUUGAAAUAUAAUUUGUUUUAUUAACUGAGUUGAUAAGCUAAGGUAAAUUGGCCAUUGUAAAGAGUUUCUAAAAUCUGAAGUUGUUAGCAUUAGCUCUUCAUAAGAGGGAAUGAAGAAGGACGAUUGUCAAAAACAUCAGCUUUAGAAACUAUUUACAAUGGCCAUGUUACCAAAUUGUUUUGAAGGUUGUUCAACCCACAACUGUCUUUACUAUUUGUCAUUCCUAACAAAAUCUGUGUAAACUGAAGUCAGUCAAUCGAGGGUCUUGCUGUUGCAUGCCAGCCAUAUAUUUCCAUCACAAUUUUGCUCUUCCUAGGUUAUGUAUAAAUUUUUUUACCUGUCUAGUAUCCACCAUAUUAUAUCUUUGCCAUUUAUUUUCUAGACAUUACAUGGAAAACAAAGAGUGGUGGAAUAGUAAAAUGGAGGAGGAAUGGAAACGAGAGGCGCGCCAACAGGUUAUGGCAGCAUUUUCAAGAGCUGAGAAGGCACUCAAACCUCCAGUCGAGGAGAUGUUCAGUGAUGUAUAUGACACACUUCCUUCCCGUUUGAAGAAACAGUAUAAGGAGUGUAUGGAUCAUGUGGCAAAAUACCCUCAUGAGUACCCAACAGAACUUUAUCAGCCUGACAAAUGAUAUAAUAGGCUAAGGUGUAAUUUGUAAAUUUGAAUGGAUUUGAUGAAGGAGCUGUUAGAAAUAGAAUUUACACUUCCCAGGCCAAUUGGCAAAUAGUUGUAUGAGAAGCAAAUAAAUGACAGUACUGCCUGCUAACUGAGUUAAAGGUUCAUACUGUAAGUUAUGUACCAAGUUUUUCCACUAGGAUUAAUGGCCCAAGUGCAAAUUGUGUAGUCCUUUAUAACUCCCAUGAGUGAUCAAGACAGAAUUUCUCCUUACAAUAUUGAUAAAAUAUCAACCAGAUAAGUGAUGAGAACAAAGAAAAAUAUCAAUUAGGGGAUUAUUAAUUGAUCCAGUACCAAUUCUCCAAACUAACAUUACAAGAACUGUAUGACAGACAGUAAGGAGAUUUACUAAUGAGAUCUUGGGAGUUAGAGGAUUAAUUUGAGAAGGAACACAAGGUUCCAUGACUUACAGUACUGACUGAGAAGUAGUAAGAUAUUUAUUUAUCUUUGGGUUCAAAUAGAGGGCAGAAGAUUUCAUUUUAGACAAACUUUUUAAUUUAGUGGGCUGUUGAAAUUUGCCCUGCUAAAUUGACCAAUCACAUUGUGUGUAGGAACCAAGAAAAAUAAGAAAAAGGCUGGAUAUGAAGGUUUACUUGACAAUAUCACUCUUGUUCAGUGGUUAUCGACAUUAAUUUUUUUGCUCUCUGCUUAUUUGCCAAGGUUUAUCUUUCUCUAUUCCCCUUAUUAACCCCUGGGUCUCUGAGGGGGUAUUGCAGAUGUGUGUUUAUGUAUAAAGUCUAAAUCUGCUGGUUCAGAGUUAUCUGAUGCCAGGAAUGGAUGGAUGGCCUCUCUGUGCAUGACAGGACACCUUAUUAGAAUUAUGCAAUUCAGAGGGUCUCUUUCUGGAGGUGAGAGAUUAUUCUCACUGGGUAAUGUAAGGGUAUUUAAAUAAACUUAACAGGUUUUGUAGAGAAUGUGUUGUCAAGUAUUGAGAACUACUGGUAAGUUCUGAGUAUCUAAAGUAAAUUAUUCUUGAAAGUAACAGUAAACAAUUUAAGUUCCUUUCUUUAAUAACCUGUAGCUUUUACAUGUUAUGCAAUGACAGUAUUAUAGUAUAGGAGAAAUUUGUUCUAAGUUGUAUUUUCAUGCUAAAAUUUAUAAUCAAAGUCACACAUUAAACAAGGUAUUCCAUAGCAAAUAGCAAAAAAGGUUUCCCUGUUAAUUAUUGUCAACACUUUGUUCCUAUAACAUUCUCUUUAAGAAUCCUAGACUAGAGUUUUAAUCAAAGGCACACAUCAACAAAGUAUUCCAUAGCAAUUAGACAGUUUUAGAUCCAUGUUUGUGCCUGAAUACAUGUGACCACAAAUCACAAGGAGUCACCCAACCUGGCUCCAAUGGUCACGUUUACAGUUUGCAGUUCAUGUUUGAACUUUGGGCAAGGCAGUUUUAGGUAGGUCAACUCCCUCAGCACUUUUCUUCUUUCUGUUCAAAAUUUUUCCUGGAUUUGGGAUGCUAUAAAACCAAACUUUCAGCCACACUUUGUAUUUGAAAUGAAGGACCUCCAUCCUUUCUAUAAUUCCAGAUGGCAGCACACUUGUUGAUUUUUUUCAAGUAAACACCAACGUUGACAUCCAAAGCCAAAAAUCUUGAGACUUCUUACUUCUAACCUGAAACUGCCAACUGCAGUCUGCAGUUGACACACCAAACAUGGAUCUAAAACUCUCUAAUAGCAGAACAGGUGUUCCUGCUAAUUUUUGUAAGCACUUUGUUCCUCCAACAGUCUCUUUGUAAGCCAAUCAUAAUCCUAGACUCGAGUGUAAAAACUCCACAUGUCAAAUCAACCCUCUAAUCUUUAAAGUACAC
Messenger RNA from Pocillopora meandrina, 8808 nucleotides. The record is from the annotation of a GenBank genome assembly. NCBI's taxonomy places the organism in Eukaryota, Metazoa, Cnidaria, Anthozoa, Scleractinia, Pocilloporidae.